This is a messenger RNA of Cydia strobilella, 1082 nucleotides long. RefSeq lists its product as uncharacterized. The record is from RefSeq and is a predicted model, not a curated record. Lineage: Eukaryota; Metazoa; Arthropoda; Insecta; Lepidoptera; Tortricidae. The transcript has 7 exons. The coding region runs from base 139 to 990 and encodes 283 amino acids.
CAAGUGUUCUCGGAAAGUUUUCAGUCCGACCGACUCGGCUGGCGCGGUCAGGCGUCCUGCAGGCGCUCCAAGUUCCAACUUGUCACGACUUGUCCGACCCGGCCCGACUUGUUGAACUUGUUUGAUCGGACUAUUGAAAUGAAUUCGGCGAAGUUGGUGGUGCUGGUUCUGUGCUCAAAAUGUGUAGCAGUCAAUAUAAAGCGUCUAGAAGUACCGUCCCUAGUCGAGAUCGGCACCGACCAAGUUAUCUUGGACUGCGAGCACGACGCCCCGGAACUACUGCCGGGGUUCAUGAUGAAGUGGUUCUUCAAUGGAGCCUCGGGGCUGGUGUAUCAGUGGAUACCGCCCAUGCGGCCGCAAGUCAUAGGCCUGCUGAAAGGGAAGGUCGAUCUCAACUUUAAAAUAUCUGAGGAACCGCUGCAAGCGUACAGAGCCAUAAAAAUCCUGAACCCCUCGACGCACCUGAGUGGGAACUACACGUGCGUGGUGUCCACAUUCGAGGAGGAAGACCGUGAGACCAGCUCCAUGCUCGUCUACAGUCCAGGCAAAAAUUUCCACUUCGUACAGGAGAAAAAAUACGUGUUCUUAGUGACACUCACAUGCGCCGCGGAGGAUUUGUAUCCCAGGCCGACCAUGACAAUACUCUCUAAAGGAAACCCACUAAAGCAGGUAAAAACCCGGACAGAGAUGGACUCAUGGGGCAUGUACUCGCUUACCAGCACAGCCGUCGUGCACGAUGAUGACGUAUCUCGGCCGUGGGAGCAGUUCGUGUGUCUCCUGACUCUGCCGCCUGCCAACUAUACUACUAAUCGAACCACUCUCUACUACCCUGGUUUAAUGCCGACGGCCUACAGCGCAGCUAUUGAGGUGGUGAAACCACAGGAGAGGCACACUAAUAAAUGCCCCGCUCUGAGUGAUCAUCGCAUCAGCUUAACUAUUUCAGUGCUACUUCUAACUGUUUCAUAUUUAAAUCUUUUAAAACUUGUUUGAAUGUCAAAGUAUUAUUACACGAGUAACUAAGCCCUAUUUCUCUGACUGUUUUUACAAUAUGCAUUUUGUAAUUUGUCAGGUACAGUUGUUAA